Trifolium pratense (red clover) is the source of this 1305-nucleotide messenger RNA. Its product is annotated as phosphoglycerate mutase-like protein AT74. The transcript has 2 exons. The coding region runs from base 239 to 1114 and encodes 291 amino acids. The record is from RefSeq and is a predicted model, not a curated record. Gene Ontology annotation, molecular function: phosphatase activity. Lineage: Eukaryota; Viridiplantae; Streptophyta; Magnoliopsida; Fabales; Fabaceae.
AAAUUAAAAAAACAAUUGAGUUUGAAUGUUGAAAAGUGGAUUAAAUUAUUCGUCCGCGUUUACCCAUUACAGCAGCCGCAGCUUGACCAGAAUCGCUUCUCAAAAUGGUUUCCCAUACAGAGAGUGGAUUGCAUCAACAGUUAUAGAAUAACAAAAAAAACUAUAAAUCGAGUGAAGCAAAAAAAACAAUGAAAAAUUGAAAUCAACAUAAGAAGAGAGAAAACCACAAAGAAUUAAGAUGGGUGUUCUUCCAAAAAGGAUAAUACUAAUGCGUCACGGCGAGUCUCAAGGAAACCUUGACACGUCAGCAUACACCACCACACCAGAUCACAGCAUUCAGUUAACACCACAAGGCAUCCAACAAGCCCGCCUCGCCGGCGAUAAUCUCCGCCGUGUUGUUUCCGGCGAAGGCUGUUCCCCUGACUGGCGUCUCUACUUCUACGUCUCUCCUUACGCCCGCACCCGAUCUACACUUCGCGAACUCGGCCGAUCUUUCUCGAAGAAACGCGUCAUCGGUGUCAGAGAAGAAUCGCGUGUUCGUGAACAAGAUUUCGGUAACUUUCAAGUUCAAGAACGCAUGAAAAUCAUCAAGGAAACUCGUGAACGCUUUGGUAGAUUCUUUUAUCGGUUUCCUGAAGGUGAAUCCGCCGCCGAUGUUUUCGAUCGCAUUUCCGGUUUUUUUGAAUCGUUAUGGAGAGAUAUUGAUUUGAAUCGGCUUCACAUCGAUCAAUCAAACGAUUUGAAUCUGGUGAUAGUUUCACACGGAUUAACGUCAAGGAUUUUUCUGAUGAAGUGGUUCAAAUGGACGGUUGAGCAAUUUGAACAUCUAAACAAUUUCGGAAACUGUGAGUUUCGUGUGAUGCAGCAAGGGACUGGUGGAGAGUAUAGUUUGGCAGUUCAUCAUACAGAGGAAGAGAUGCUUGAGUGGGGAUUGUCACCUGAUAUGAUUGCUGAUCAGAAAUGGCGUGCAACUGCACCUAAAGGUGCUUGGAAUGAUCAAUGUUCUUGGUAUCUUGAUGCUUUUUUUGAUCCUCUUACUCAAUCUGAAUCUGAUGAUGAUGAAGCUAACCAAGAUGAAGAUGAAGGUGAAACUGAAAAUGAAACUAAUAGCUAACUAAAUUCUUUUAGUAUAGCAUAGAAUGAUGAAGAAUUGAAAACUGAAAACAAAUUUCAAUAGACAGAAGAAUUUGAGAAUUUAGUAGAGAUUACAAUAGAUAACCUUCGAUUGAUUCCUUAUGUGUUAAUUAAUUUGAUUGUAAAAUUAGAUUUGUGCAUUUAUCCAUUGCAUGAUUAGAAUAUUUUUUU